CUUAGGGCCGCCCCAAAAUGUCGUCGAGCCUUUGUUACUAUAAUUGUUCAGAGCACCCUUAUUCAAUUUCACCUAACCCAGAUAUCUCGGGAGUCGGGGUCAUAAUCGGAUAUGCUACAACGGCCGGAAUAGUUGUUUUCAUUCUCCUUGUCUCUUAUUUCACGGUUUACGAUCCACUCGAGGACCCAUUUCGAAAGGAAAUUGGCGGUACCCCUACCAUUCAAUAUCGGCCUAAUCCAGUGGACGUCGUCUUCCUCAAGCUUACAUCAGCUAUUUGGAACAGGUUAAGGAAGAAAAAUACACUCUCCUCUGUCGCCCCUCCACGUAUGCCACGUAAUACUCGUUUACAUGCAUCUUGUGUCAAAUGUGUUCAAUCUAUGAGCGACCUGCAAAUACUAACCGGUACCUCUAUUCUAAUAAGCGGCUAUGCUCAACUAAAAUGCGGUCUCUCUGCCUACCACUGGCAGAUAUUGGUGUUCCUCGCUUGGUUCUCGAGUCUGACCCAUCUGUCAUGCCUCACGUUUCUCCGCAACUAUCUGUAUAAUCGACCAGGAGAACGGGUCUGGAGGCUGAUUGGAAUGGCUAUCAUGCUUCUAAUGCUACUUGUGGCCAUGGUGCCAACGGGGAACUUCAAUUGGAGAGCCAGUACUAAUUCAACUCCGGUACCGUCCCCGAGUGACUACGCCAUUUGCUAUUUCAACCGAGCAAAACAAGCAGAUAACAUGACCUUCGGAACAAUGAUUUUCGCUAUAUUACUACUUAGUCUUGGGUUCAUUUAUAGAAUUGUUCGGCUCCAUCGAUCGCUGUCGGUGAACGUCGUCGGACGGGCAAGAAGAAUCCUUAGUGGACGGGCGCGACAGUUUUUAAUUCAAUUGUACAACAAGCUAGACAUUUCAAAUUCAGGAAUGUCACUACGCCGGACAAUGGCCUACCGCCCUUUCCUGGCGCUAUUUCUCGCAACUAGAACUAUAGUAGACACAUGGACUUCGAUGUUCUUUGAGAUACUGUGGCUCUUAGGUAGCUUUAUCUGGGGCUUGACUAGGUUACGCCAAACUCUUGGUCUCAGUAAUGGGGGAUCAGGCGAAUGGGCAUUUGGUCAAGUUAUCUCCAUCCUGCAAUUAGCAGCACCCCUGCUCACGAUCUCAGAAUAUUUGUACCCAAGUAAGUCCAUAAGCGCUUUUACACCAUCAAAUACUCAUUUUGGUAGGUCAACCAUCCGUGGAUCUAGAUCCACUCAACUUCAUUCAACCGGACCAGGAAAUGGCUGGAUCCAACAACGAAUCGGACUUGCCAUCUCCUGCCGGUGA
This is a messenger RNA of Lindgomyces ingoldianus, 1307 nucleotides long. RefSeq lists its product as uncharacterized. The transcript is spliced from 4 exons. NCBI's taxonomy places the organism in Eukaryota, Fungi, Ascomycota, Dothideomycetes, Pleosporales, Lindgomycetaceae. The coding region runs from base 18 to 1307 and encodes 429 amino acids. The record is from RefSeq and is a predicted model, not a curated record.